UGUAGAUACUCCGUACUAUGCUACCUCUUUACGCGUUUUUGGUAUCAAGAAUACAUCGCAUCCAUUCCUCAUAGUUUUUGUUAUCCACCAUGUCGCUGUCUCUCAAUCCUCGGCUUCUUUCAUGGACUGGCAGGCAGUUACAGCUACUGGCAUGUCCUAGAAACUACAGCACCCCGUCCGAGGCAGGUCAUCGUAUUAAGUCUCCGAUUGAAAUUCAUCCCACGGAAGGCUCAGCUGAGUUACAAGCACCGCAAACAUCCGAACUGCAAGUGAAACAAUGGAAGGAACGCCUGGACAGCAUUAACAGCAAGGCUCGACUGCCUAGGAGCGUCCAGGCUGUGUACCUACGACCCCUUCGGAGGAAGGCUGAAUAUGGACUUCCAGUCUGUGAUCUCCAGUUGAGGUCUUACAGUGUACGAAACGUGGAAUUUUUUGCCGAUUUUGCUGUGCGAGCUGCCUAUUACCUGAAGCUUCCUGUUUCCGGGCCAGUGCCCUUACCACGAAUGGUUGAACGUUGGACUAUGCCUCGAAGCAACUUCGUACACAAGAAAAGCCAAGAAAACUUCGAAAGAAUAACACUUCGUCGGUUGAUUCAAAUUAAGGACGGCAAUCCCCAGGUUGUACAAGCAUGGCUAGCUUUCUUGCGCAAGCACGCAUUCUAUGGAGUCGGUAUGAAAGCAAAUGUCUGGGAACAUGAAAGCCUUGACGUGGCUGAGAGCAUGGACAAUACUCUCCCUGAUGUUGAGAAGACACUUGAGCCUUACCUUGCCCAAUUUGGUCAGCGAGAAGAUACGAGAUCGCAGGACUCGAUUUCAGAUACCUUGGACAACGAGCGUAUAACCCGAACGAUAUUCUCCGGAAUUCAACCAACGGGCGUGCCGCAUUUGGGAAAUUACCUCGGCGCCCUAAGGGAAUGGGUUCGGCUACAGAACAAUGCGACAGAAGGGACGAAUUUGUAUUUCUCCAUUGUUGAUCUGCAUGCGUUAACGGUACCCCAAGAAAAGGUUCAGUUGAGAAGAUGGAGAAAGGAGGCAUUUGCUACAUUGAUGGCCGUGGGCCUGGAUCCAAGCCGCUCGACAAUAUUUUACCAAUCUUCUGUACAGGCACAUGCGGAGUUGUUCUGGAUAUUGUGCACAGUAGCCUCCAUGGGUUACUUGUCACGAAUGACUCAAUGGAAGAGCAAACUCCAGUUGCCUGAGGACACAACCUUGGAUAAUUCGGCUGCUAGGUCAAGACUGCGGCUCGGUCUGUUCUCAUAUCCUGUUCUCCAGGCAGCAGACAUACUAGUACAUAGGGCUACCCAUGUUCCCGUCGGGGAAGACCAGAAACAACACCUCGAAUUUUCUAGAAAUAUCGCGAAUAGCUUUAACCACGUCUAUGGGUCAGUGUUUCCGUCUCCAGAAGCACUUAUAUCACCCGCGAAACGAGUCAUGUCCCUCAAAGAGCCGACCUUAAAGAUGUCAAAAUCUCAUGUCGACGAGAGGUCUCGAAUUCUCCUCACUGAUUCCCCUGACCAGAUCCAUAAAAAGCUUAGAGCGGCGCUCACCGACUCAGAUACGACGAUAACUUAUGACCCCGUUCGCCGGCCGGGCGUCUCUAACCUUCUAGAGCUUCUUGGCCACUUUGAGGGAAAGUCAUGCGAAGAUUUAGCCUUGGAAUUUCAGUCAACGAGUCUUCGGGCUCUAAAGGAAAACCUCGCCAGCCAAAUCUCAAAUCAUCUACGGCCAAUAAGGGAUAAGUAUCUCUCACUCAUGGAUGAUAGGACUGGCUAUCUAGAUGAUGUCUCAGAGCAGGGCUCUCAAACCGCUCGAGCGAACGCCGAGUUGACUAUGAAACAAGUGAGGGAAGUCAUGGGUUUAUGAAAGCACUUCGUGAUGCGCCCUGUCUUUCUGUUCUCGCUCUCUGCUUUGUUGUAGCCCCUUGUCUUCUCGCGCUCAGGCAUUCCCUCAUUGUGUAUAUGAGUUAGGUCUAAUACGACGUGACUUGCCUUUGCUUCUGCAUAUCUGUAUUAUAUAUACUCUUUCCAAGGAUGCAAACAGAUCAGAAAAAUCAAUUAGCGUUACAACUAACAGACUUCCCCUAUGUAUUUUAAGUCACGCCCAUGCCAGUAG
Aspergillus sclerotioniger CBS 115572 is the source of this 2111-nucleotide messenger RNA. Its product is annotated as tryptophanyl-tRNA synthetase. Gene Ontology annotation, biological process: mitochondrial tryptophanyl-tRNA aminoacylation; translation. The transcript is spliced from 10 exons. The record is from RefSeq and is a predicted model, not a curated record. Gene Ontology annotation, molecular function: structural constituent of ribosome; ATP binding; tryptophan-tRNA ligase activity. Gene Ontology annotation, cellular component: mitochondrial matrix; ribosome; mitochondrion. Lineage: Eukaryota; Fungi; Ascomycota; Eurotiomycetes; Eurotiales; Aspergillaceae. Bases 90 to 1862 code for a protein of 590 amino acids.